This is a messenger RNA of Pyrenophora tritici-repentis Pt-1C-BFP, 2085 nucleotides long. Lineage: Eukaryota; Fungi; Ascomycota; Dothideomycetes; Pleosporales; Pleosporaceae. The record is from RefSeq and is a predicted model, not a curated record.
AUGGCUGGUCUGCCAAGGGGUCAGAUGGAGGGCACAAGCGAGCCUUCCAAUCUGCCUAAACUUUCUCCUACGGUUGCUCCCCAAGCAUCAAAUCCUCCAACUCUUCCGAAUACUCCUCUUCCUUUGGCACCUGGCAUACCAAUACCUCCAAGUGUCUCCAUGACUGCAGGUGCUAACCCAACCACCAGCCCUCACCACGCUACGACUUCAGAAGCUGACAAAGAAAUACCACGUCCCUUGGAAACACCUCAAAUCCCACACACUCUUGAGGCUAAAGAUUCAAGUGCCAUUGGUAGUAACCAAACUCCCAUUACACCCGUCGCUUCAGCUGUCCCAAGCACCCAUCUCAUGGACGCUCCUGCGAUCAACUUUAACGAGAUUACAAAAUGUAAGCUAGCACCUGCAAGAUCCACCUACAGCGAAGGUAGAAGAGUAUUUGUCGAUCCUGAACUCCCCAACAGGCUGACUAAUCUCAAGGAUACUCUCAGGUACCCCAUGAGGACAAAGCUUCGAACUGGACCGGGAAAAGGCCAGGUACUUGCCAACUACUUUGAACUUCUGAUUGAUCCGAAAGCGAUACUCAUAGAGUAUCAGAUACAUGGCAUACCAGAUUCUGAACCUAGUAUGGGCAAAAGUCGUUACAUGAACACUGCGAUUCAACCAGUACCAUUUCUGAACAACAACCAAAACGUCUUUUUGGGACAACCUACAUCAUUCUACGUGCGCGAUUCUUUCCAAGAUCUUCGUACUAGGGAGCAGCAUGCCAUAGCACCACUUCGAUCAAUGCGUGGCUACUCUUACAGAAUUCACCCAACCAUAGGGAAAGUUCUCCUCAACAUUAGUCCAGCCAACAGCGCGUUUUGGAGGCCUUUCCUUGUUCAUGAAGUCCUUCGCAAUGGAAACGGGUCUUUUGGUGGACUUAUUGAAGGUGGUCAGAGAGCACUCAAGAAUAUUAGAGUCUACAUCACUUACGAUCGCGAUAACAAGGACGGGAGGUGCAAGAACCCCAAGUUUAAGGAUGCAGUGUGUGGAACCGGAACAUCUAAGAGCAAGAUGAGUAAGCGGAGUCUAGACGUUCAGCAUGCGAGAGUCAAAAAAAUCCGCGGCUUUGGAAAAGAAUGUAAAUUUCAAGACUUCCUGUGGGAGCACAGAGACGCGUCUGGCAACGUCAUUACAGGCGAUACUGUAACUGUCACAGUGAAACAGUAUCAAAGAUUGCAGUAUGGACGAACACUUCGUCACGGUGAACUGUCUGCAGUGAAUAUCAUCACGGGCCUAGCAACCCUCCUCCAAACUCACUUCAAUGACUGGUACAAAUUUCAUGAUAGAUUCCCCGAGAACGUACUGUAUUAUCGCGACGGCGUCAGCACCUCUCAGUUCGAUGAUGUCAAUGCUACAGAGGUUGCAGGCAUCCAGGCAGCCUUUGAAAAUUUAGUCAAGAGCAAGAAGAAGGAUAACACAGAAGUACAGAAACUGAAGAUUACCGCUGUCAUCGUGAAUAAACGACACGGUACUCGAUUUUUUCCUCUCCGAGAGAUCGAUGCCAUGACUAGGAACAACAAUUGCAAACCUGGACUCCUCGUUGAAAGCUCAAUCACCUCACCGUACAACACGGAAAACGGGAUCAAAGGUACUGCGCGCUCUGCCCAUUACACAGUGAUCAAGAAUGACAUGCAAAUGACCACUGAGCAAUUAGAAGACCUGGCAAGCGUAUCAUACGCCUUACCCGCCUACUACGCCGACCGUCUCUGCGAACGAGGUCGCUGCUAUCUCCGCGAGUGGUACAACCCUGACAACAACAAGCGACAAGAAUAUAAUAACCAACUCCGCGCUGUAGAGCGAAUCGUGGAACAAAACCGCAAUAACAAGAACGCGCACAACUCAUCUCGUCAAACAGACGAGAAGAAGUCUGCUGCCGAAACAAACGACGAUGAAGAUGAUCUGGAAAUUGUGGCAAGGCGCAUGGAAUCUUGGCUCAUGCCGAACAUCGUAAAAAGGUGGGACCGUGAUAUGGACCCUGUUGUCAACAACCCUGCGGGGAAGAGAAGGUGGAAGCAUCGAGAAAUUACUAUGUACUGGAUGUGA